ACCACCCGUCUCCCCUCGGCUACGGCGGCCGCUGCCCUGAAGCCUCUGUGUGCUGGACAGCGCCCUCGGCCCCUCUCGCUGCCCCGGGAGCGCUGGGGAGCGGCCGCGGCCCGGCCGCGGGGCGGAACGGGCGGCGGGGGCGCGGGGGGCCGGGCGCCCCGCGGAGCGGUGGAGGGGGGUCCCCGCAGCCCUGGCAGCGCCGCCUCCGCUCCCCGCCUCCCCGCGCUCGGAGGGCGGGGAGCGGGGCCGGGACUGGCGGCGACGUGAGCCCUUUGUCGAUGCGAAGCUCCCUUCCGAGGCGCUCUCCGCGCCGGAGGCGGAGGGGCCGCACCGGCACCGCGUCCUUCGACCGCGGCGGGCUCCGGGCAGAGCCGCCGGCAGCAUGCGGCGCCCCCCGCUCCUCCUCCUCCUCCGCCGCCUCCCCGCACAGCCGCUGCUCUAGAGCCCGGCGGGGCGAUGGGCAGCGCUGCCCGCUGAGCCGCGGCGGGGCCGUGCGAGGCGCGGGGAUGUGGCGGCGGGCGGCAGGCGGCGGGCGGAGCGGGGCGCGCCCCGCGGGGCCCGGCGGAGCGCCCGGCACCGCUCCCCCGCGCAGCGCCCGGCCGUCGGGCGGCGGAACGGGCCUGGCCGGGGCCGUCGUGCUGCUGGGGGUGAUCGUCGCCCUCCUGCCGAGCGCCCGGGCCGAGCCGGGCAUUAGGCAACAGCAUAUCAAUGUUGGUCCUUCUACAGGAUCUUUUCCUAAUUGGAGAUCUAUACUAUCACCAACACGGCCUUCCACAGAAACUAAGACUUCCUCAGUAGCUGAAAUUUCUAUGGGACAGACUUUGGAGAAUGCAAACUUGCUUCAGAUGAUAAAAACAACACUGAGUGGCACACGUACCAGGACUUCAGAUCAAACUCACCUGUUGCCCACCCUUUAUCAAGGCAGUGGAAACAGUGCAUCCCAGGAACCCGCUGAAGUUUCAGCUGAGUCACCUCUGAGGUCAUCAUCUCAAGAUACAGAUGAAACAGCUGCUGUAUCAGGUUUGCCUCGACUUGUGUUAACUGGAGUAUCUUCUGGUGAAAUACCUACAGUAGGAACUUCAGAAGCAAAACCACUAACAAGAAAAUCAUCUCCAGCUUCACCAGUGCCAGCUUCUUCCUUCUUUUCUCUGGGCACUGAGAACACACCUUUGCCAUCUGUGAUGGCUUUAAGCACACCAAUACUGACACUAACAGAAAAUAACACGGCCACAAAAUUGGCGUGGGAUCUAAGCUCAGUAGGAACACAUACAGAUUUUGCUUCUGCAACAAGAAACACGACUGCAUCACCCGUGGUUGUGUCAGCUAUGCUUGUAACCCCUAAAAGCAGUACGGGCACAGCUUCCAUGCUUGCACCAACAGCACAUGUACCAAGGCAGAUAGAAACAACAGUAGCUGACACCCAGAAGUUUCCAAGCUCAGAAAUCACCAAAACGUCAACCCUGUAUCCACUGACAAUUACAGCAGCUUUGACAUCUAUUACAGCAUCAGCGAAAACAACUAGGCUUCCCCCUACUCCUGUGGAAAUCACCUCUGCUCCUCCCGAAACCACAGCAGCAGCCGCUUUCGCUAAUAUGACGGCAGCUCCUCCCUUGGAUUGCCGACUCUCCAGGAACCUUAUGGUUAAAACAGUUCUCUUUCUGAACACAAGGAGGAUGCUGAUCAGCAAUCCCUUCAAGGAGAGUGUGAGAAAAGGACUCAACCAAGUGCUGAGACAAGCUUUCAACCAAAAUGUCAGUGCUCAGGUUGAAAUCCUGGAGCAAUCACACAACGUAACAGUUGGUUACUACGUUACACGGGGGAGACUGGUUUUUAUACCGGCUGCUGUAAUUGAAAGGCUUCUUGCGUAUGGUAUUAGCAACGCCACAGCAGACAUAAAGCAGCACGUACCACAUCUCCAGUCUGUGGCGGCCCUGGCCUUGCCGUGGAAGCCCCUUCCCGCCUACCACUUCCAGCUGAAAACAGAGCUGCAGUUUGUGGGUCAAACAGACAAUAUACAGUCAUGCAAGUUUGUUCAGACCAUGGAGCAACGAUUACAGAGAGCAUUUCAGGAUGCUGAAAGAAAGGUCUUAAAUACCAGCAACAACUUAACAGUUCAGAUUUUGAACACCUCCAAUGUCUCCCAAGCUGUCACUCUGUUUUAUGUAGUGAACAAUCAAAGCACAACUCUAAAUGGCACUAUUUCCAGCAACCUUCUUAAUCAACUGUCAGCUGAGCUGGUGGGUUUCUACCUGACCUACCCACCUCUCACCAUUGCAGAAUCUUUGGAGUAUCCAAACCUUGAUGUUUCAGAGUCAACUAGAGACUACUGGGUGAUAACAGUUAUUCAAGGGGUUGAUAUUGCAUUACUGGGGCUGAACAACCAGAGCUUUGCAAGACUAAUGGAGCAGCGUUUGGCCCCACUCUUCAUGAUGUCUCAUCAGCAAGGACGACGGUUCAGACGUGCCACCACUGUGGGCAGCUACACUGUGCAGAUGGUAAAAAUCCAGCGCAUUCCAGGACCCAAGGAGCCAGCUGAACUGACAUACUAUACAUUAUACAACGGGAAACCUUUGCUGGGCACUGCAGCUGCCAAAAUUUUGAGUACUGUUGACUCCCAGCGGAUGGCCUUGACACUGGGUUAUGUUAUUCAAGUUCAAGCUGAUCCUGUGGUGAAGAACCCCCCAAACAACCUGUGGAUCAUUGCAGCGGUGCUGGCUCCCAUUGCUGUGGUUACAGUCAUCAUCAUCAUCAUCACAGCGGUUCUCUGCAGAAAGAACAAGAACGACUUCAAACCAGACACCAUGAUGAACCUGCCUCAGAGAGCUAAACCAGUACAAGGCUUUGACUAUGCCAAGCAACACCUAGGUCAGCAGGGAGCUGAAGAUGAGGUUUUACCUGUAACUCAGGAGACUGUUGUACUUCCACUUCCAGUUAGAGAUGCUCCUGCUUCCCAGGAGAGAGAAAUUACUCAGGAUGGGAGCACCAUCAAAACUGCCCAGUCCAAUGAAACAAGGAAAAGCCGGUCCCCGAGUCAGAACGGCUCCAUCAUCAGCAACGGGUCGGGAAAGCCCAGCUCCAGCCGGAGCUCCCUCCAGAAAGUAAUGGCACCGCAAAAAGUGACAAAAGACGAAGGAAGGAAAAGAAACGGUUUUAAAUCUUCAAAGAAAAUGGUGGCUGUAAGUGAUGAAGAGGAAGGAGGCAUUCUCUUUGAUAACAUUGCCAAAUCUACCAUUGACCCCUUCGACACCUCUUCUGGAUCAGUACAGCUGAUUGCUAUCAAACCCGUGGCUCUACCUGCUGUUCACGCUGCAUCAGAUAGGAGCCAGGAAUCCGCCAUCAUUAAUGGAGAGGUGAACAAGGCUUUGAAGCAGAAGUCCGAUAUAGAACAUUACCGCAACAAGCUGCGAUUGAAAGCCAAGAGGAAAGGGUACUAUGAUUUCCCACAGGUUGAUAACAACAAGGGGCUGACAGAGAGAAAAAGGAUGUAUGAAAAAAACCAAAAAGAACUUGAUCACAUUUUGGAUCCAGAUGCAGAUGUAUCAUCUCCAUUUGCUGAGCCUAAGAACAGGCAACCGAUAAAGAACUCAGUGUACAGAAGCAGACAGUCGUUGAACAGUCCUAGCCCAGGAGAAACUGAGAUGGAUCUUCUAGUGACUCGAGAAAGACCUAGACGUGGAAUCCGUAACAGUGGAUAUGACACUGAGCCUGAAAUUAUAGAAGAAACAAAUGUUGACCGUGUCAAUGAGCCUCGGAGUUACGCCAGGUCCCGUCAGGCCAAAGGCCACUCGGAGACCUCAACUUUAAGUUCUCAGCCCUCCAUUGAUGAGGUUCGACAGCAGAUGCAUAUGCUCUUGGAAGAGGCCUUCAGCCUGGCCUCUGCGGGCCAUGGAGGACAGAGCAGGCAGGAGGCCUACAGCUCGGCCCCACACCUGCCCUACUCAGAGGUUGUGACCAGCGCUCCUGGUACCAUGACCCGACCUAGAGCGGGGGUACAGUGGGUACCCACAUACAGACCAGAAAUGUAUCAGUACAGUUUACCACGACCAGCUUACAGAUUUUCUCAGCUUCCUGAGAUGGUAAUGGGCUCUCCUCCUCCUCCUGUCCCUCCCAGAACAGGUCCUGUGGCUGUUGCCUCUCUCAGGAGGUCUACAUCAGAUAUUGGCAGCAAAGUGCGAAUACCUGAGUCCAGUGGUGCAGAUCAGGCCCAGCAUCAUGAUCAGGCAUCUUUUGCACCUGGUUCGAGAGCUCCGAUGUCAGUUGGCCCACUUGAUCAAACAGCUUUUCACUCAGGAAAUACCGUACCAGCAGUGUUUGCCAUACCAGCAGCAAACCGACCUGGCUUCACAGGCUAUUUCAUCCCAACACCACCCACUGCAUACAGGAACCAAGCCUGGAUGCCCUAUGCUGGAGAGAAUGAAUUACCAGGGCAGUGGGCAGACUCUGUACCACUACCUGGGUACAUCGAGGCUUAUCCACGGCCCCGCUACCAACAUAAUUCUCCUUCACGGCUUCCUCGGCAGUACAGCCAGCAGGCGAGCAUGCAUCCCAGCCUGGAACAGGCUCCUCUGCCCUCCACCGCAGCUUCCCAGCAGAGCCUGACGGAAAACGACCCGUCUGAUGCUCCUCUCACCAACAUUUCUACAGCUGCCCUUGUAAAGGCAAUAAGAGAAGAAGUUGCUAAACUGGCCAAGAAGCAAACAGAUAUGUUUGAAUUCCAGGUUUAACGUAUUUUGUGCACGGUAUUUCUGUCAUGCAACCUGAGGUAGCCAAGAAAGUGACUCCUUUCAUUUUCAGUUACAAGCUUGAGGUGAAUUGUGCCCAAGUGAUGGCACUUUCCUGUCUGAAAAAUCAACACUAUGAAAUGACUUGAAGUAGAGCAACAGGACUCUGAAGAUACAUAAUUCUGCUUGCCAGCUAAAGAAAUGCUGCCAGGUAACUGUUCAAUAUGGAUAAGAUUGAUAACAUGCAAUUGUUUGUCACUGCACUCUUGUACUAUGACCCAUUGUCACUAGAGAUGCUGCUGAAUGUGUUUGCUCCACACCAUGUUUCAUUUGCAGGCCCAAAGGUAGAGCUGCUGAAAAUAACUUCUGCAUGUCAAAACUUUGAUUAAAGAAGAAAAUACAGUAGAACACGGUUAGCUAAAGGCCACAGAGGGUGUGGUAGCCAUGUUAAUUGUUUCCUGCAGGAUAUUGUCAAUGCAGAGUCAUUCAGCCUUUUCAUUCUAAAGGCUGUAUUCAAACCAAAAGAAUUUGAGAUGAGUAAGUAAUACAAAUAAAUGUCCUGUAAAUAGCCCUGAUUCUCCUCAUCCUAUUAACAGUACAAAGAAGUGAAAGAAGAGAAGGCUGUGAAGAAGGUGAAUGAUAUUUUGAUAAUCAGUGGCUACCUUGUCCCUGAAUAAAACUGAUGAGUUAUGGAAGAGAUUUUUUUUCAGCGUGAGAGAACACAAUGCCGAGAAAGCAAACAAAGGAUGUUGGUGCUAGAAGCUUCUAGGAGAAAUGAAAAAAAGUUAUUUGCGUUUUCUGUAUUCAGGCUUUUGACUCUGAAUGCAUGUGAAGCUGGUAAACCUGAGACCUUUGAGCAAGUCUUUCCAGCCUGGAAUAAUGAAUACACCUGCUUGGACAAGAAAACCUCUGUUUAACACAGUGCUUUUUUCUCUUUCUUAAACAAUGAUAUCUACUAAAGCGAUGCCAGAAAGUCCUACCUGAACCUGCAGUUGAUUUUGAUUACACUGGAACAGUGAAUGCACACCCAGGAAGUUCUGAAUGUAAAGGACCUGAUUGUUAUAUUAACAUGUAAAUAAGAAAAUGGUUGCGUGAAUUAACAAAAAUACUAAUGUUCUGUGAAAAAGAGAGCAUUUCCAGAAAUUAUGCUGACUUUAUAUUGUGCAAGAUAGAGGUCACUAAUUGUUAAACUGCGUUGUUGAAUGAAUCCCACCCCAAAAGAAAACCAAACCAGUUGAAUGGGACAAUAGUUCAUCUUUUGCAGUUGUACAAAACAGUUGGAGAUCAUGAACAAUUGUUUUCAGUUCCUUCAGCAAUCAGCUUCAGGAACUGAAGUUGUUCCAAAAUUUGUUGUGGUGGGCAUGUUUGAUGUCAACUGGAGUCAAAGGUAAUGUCCUUCAUUUCAGUAAGUUAUUUAGUUAUCCAAAAUUGCUUAUGCUAUUUUGUCUGAUUAUUUCAUUCCCUCGAGUUACUUUGGUCUUUGCUGAGGUGAGAAAGGGAACUUGGUUUGGCUUUUUGGCCUUCAGUAAAAUGAGAGGAGAAAGGGAAGGGAACUAGAACAGGGGAUAGAAGAAUAAAUUGAUGAAGCACAAACUUUUAAAGCAGAGCUAUUUUUUCCCCAAAAUAAUUAUAUUAUAAACCCUGACUGAGAUUGUGAUACAUAGUUAUUCUAGAAUAUACAGAUAUCUUCUGCUCCAGUACCUUAAAUAUUGCAGAAGCUGUUGGAAUGCUAGUUAAUCUUUAAACAAAUGUGAAAUUUCAUUUUUAUUAUUUAAAAAACAAAUAUAAAUAAAAUGUAUUUUUGUAAUUUCUAUGUAUAUAUAUGCUGUAUAUUUAUAUGUGACUAGUCUGCUAUAGUCAGAAAAUUUCCAUAAACCAAGUGAAAAAAAAAAUUAAUGAUCAGCAUAAACAUGCUAUGUCUCGAAUACACAAAUAUACAUUUGGGUGACUUGGAUACUAAACAACCAAAGAAAUUCAGUCUUUCAUAUAAAUAGAAGUCUAGUAAAGACAGACUGCUGUCUCAGUUACCUAUCAGCUAACUAAUACUGAUCUUAUGAGUGUAAUACAAUACAUCCAAAUGUCUUUUUGUGUUGAAUUAACAGCUGUCUAAGGAUAUCACACUUUAAAAUAGCAACUUAAAGAUACUGGGCCAGUAUACCCUAAAAAGACUAGUUCUGGUUGGCUUUAGUGGGAAGUUUACUUGCUGACAGCAAGGCUGAAUUUCUUCUCUAUUUGGUUUUGUCUACAUGUGCAAGUUUCACUAGAAUGACUAGAACAAUAUUCUGUUUAUUUUUCAGACGUUUAAAUCACUCUAAUAAAAGUGCAGGCAUAAUUUAAGAGCAAUUUAUUUUUUUUCAGCCCAAGCUGGUUCAUAACUGGCUUAAGCCAACUUGUUAAGUAAAAUGUACACUAAAUUGUUCCAGCCACAAUUUGCAUCAGCUUUAUUGCCUCAGUUUUUAAAUUAUUGUUCUAUUUAGCCCGGUGAAAUCUGGCAAAUAGAUAAGCCCCUCUAUGCAACGGGAGUGAAAUGUGCUGUGAAAUAAAUCUCUGUAUCUUAGACCGCAGUUUUGCAGAGUUACCCUAAGCUGCAAGUUUGGAAGCAGCAGCGAUUGCAUGGAUGGGAGUGCUAAAGCCAUGUAGCUGGGAGCGGUGAUGUUACGGUAUCCUCCCAAAAGAGUCACAGGAGGUAGGAAGUACCAGGUUUAAACAGCAUCUUUGGGACACUUAGCUCUGUUUGUAAAUCUCUAUCCAUUCUUAAAUGUAAGUGAUUUAAUAGUGCUAUAAAAAAAUGUGUGACGGUAAAGCCUCAUAUAUCUUAUAUGAUGAAGUAUGUAUCUUGCCAUUCUGGAAAUUAAAAAGUUUGGAAAUUAUGUUUACAUAGAGGGUUUGAAUGCCUAUGUCCAAACAAAAGGAACAAAUAGAAAAAGCCCAACUAAAAACAUUGAAAUGGACUUCUAGAAAGAAAAAUCAUUUCAGUAAAGUUUAACAAAGUACUCUUCAUACUACUGAGGAAGACCUGUUAGACUUUCAGGAUUUAUUUUGUUUGGUUUUGUGUCAAUGAUGUACAGUCUAUUGAAUAUUCCUUCAACCAUCACUCUGAAACCAUUGUGGUGCACUUUAUUCACAAAGACAUUUUGCAUUCUUCAUUCAUAAUGGCUUUUUAUCUUGUUUGUAAUAUGUUUCUGUAUUUUUUUGUUAAGUACAAAGUAAGAAUAUAUCAUGACAGUAAGGACAUUUCUGGGAAAGAAAAAUCAUGCUGUACUAUUUAUACUGUCUGAGCACAAAGCAAUGAUAAAGUGAAAAUAUAGUGUACAAAUAAUUUGUAAUAUAAUAAACAUUUUGUAUUACUACAAUUACAA
Columba livia (rock pigeon) is the source of this 8080-nucleotide messenger RNA. Its product is annotated as KIAA1549 like. The coding region runs from base 279 to 4724 and encodes 1481 amino acids. The record is from RefSeq and is a predicted model, not a curated record. Lineage: Eukaryota; Metazoa; Chordata; Aves; Columbiformes; Columbidae. The transcript has 22 exons.